GUAGCAACCAGGAUGCUUAAAACUUUUCCCAUAGUAACUUUAACGUUAGACGAUAGAAGUUAGGACGGACGUUAAACAGACAAUAUAAAGUCAGAAGCUUUACCUUUGUUGCCUCUGUUGCUGCUGCAUGCGAUAUAAAGUUGAAUAUGACCGACGGAAAUACAUUUUACCUGUUGAAAGAUACCUGCAGAUGUACAAACAUACAGAGGGCCGGGAAACUUCCACCUGUAGGAGACGAUGCUAAAUCCUGUUUACAAGAAGCAGAAAGGCCCCCCACCCCACUGCUGAUAAGGCAGUUCCGCAACAGCAUCCAACCAGAACCAGGAGCUAUCAGAGUGCACCAAGGGAAGGCAAAUGAUCCAGAUAUUGCCAGCACCCUUGUUCAUGGCAUCAGCACCAAAUCUUCCCUCACUGGCGGCAGCUUGUUAAAUCCUCCACAAAAGACCUGGGUCCAGCAGAAGUUACAAGAUAUCGGUGAAGAAGGGUACGCCUCCAAUCAAAAGGCACCGCUGGGCCGGUCACACAAUCAGCAUCGUGGACUUCCCACCUGGUAUAACGACAAAACUACAUAUGGUGGGAAAACAGUUAGAGGGUUGGGUAUGGGUGAGAUUAUUAACCCUUCGAAAACAGUGGAGGACGUGGAGAGGGAAGCUGAGGAGGGACACCAGUCUUACAUUCGUAGCCACAACUCCUAUUUUGUUGGUGAGCGGAUUGAUAGGAAGUACGACUGGAGUAACAACAGUAAAGACAGCAGCUUUGGGAUCCCUACACCUCAUUUCCACGACGGACGUGAUGUUGGCAAAACUCUCCACUGGGUGGGGGAGACACGGAAGUUUACCAGUCCAACGACUGUUUGGAAGAGAUCUGGGAAAUGGGAAAAGAUGGUGCCACAAAUUGGCAAAACCAACAGUGUGAGAGGAAAUACCUUGAAUCUUCCACCGGAUCACACUUUUGGACUUCUCUUGCCGCCGGCUGAAUUUGGUGUUGGAGAACUAAUCCACGCCACAGAGCCAGCCCAGUACGUGAGAGGCCAAGACCAACAGCACAGCCUGGUCAACGCAGUGCGAAUCCACCUCAAGAAGAUCAAUUUCGAGAACUUCCACUCCCUGCUGCAGGCAUUCAGUCAUUAUGACAAGGCAGGCAAGGGAAUGAUUGACAAAGCGGACCUGCAGGCAGUGUGUCAUCAGUUCCAGCUGGACGUGAGCAGGCCGGUUCUGGAUGAUCUGAUGGACUACUGUGACACAGACAAGGACGGACUUAUCAACUUCCUGGAGUUUGCUAACUUCCUCAACUGGAAGGACAAGAUGCCCAUCAACAGUCAAGAAUGCAUUAGGGAGAAAGAGCGUCAGACCAGCACGGCUCCAGCCAACAUAGAGAGGAAGCCUCUGUCCUUAAUCAAGCCUGAGGACCUGGAGCCUGGUAAGCCAGACAGCUCACUGAAGACCCUCAGGACCCUGAGGCGACCCAGGGCCAGCCCAGACCACUUCAUGACCUCCUCCAACCUCAUCGGGUCUGUCAGGGAUCCGUCCACAUCAAACAGCCGCGCCUAUGGGAUCCCGUCUGUACGCUCCGACCUUCCAGCUCCACGCAUAAAGAGAGUCAGUGACAUUACCAACUAUGGCGAAACAUCCACAGCUGGAGAUCUUCUGCAUCCAUCAAUUCAUGCUGUUCAGGGUGUUUACGAGGAACACUUCUUCUGUCCGCGCAGCAAGAAGGAGAUUGCAGAGAUCUUCAGGAAUGUGGGUGUUGAUAUUUCUGAGGAGACGUUCGAGGAGGCCUGGAGGCUGGCGUCCAUGAAACAUCCGGCCGGGGAGGUUUGUGUCGAGGUUUUUCGUAACGUACUCAAGGAAAUAAAAGCAAUGUGAUACGCAAGAUGUUUUUACCGGCACAGUGUUGGUGUGAUGGGAGUGUAUUUUUGACACAAUGAAGAAGAAUGAAUUGAUUGAUGGAGCAAACAUUCACUUGAAGAGCAUGGUAGUUGUGCUGUAAAAAAGUCAUGACAAACAUAAUGAAAAAAUUAUUUUUUACACCGCCAUUUUCAAUAACCUCAAAGUCAAGUACAACCGUUUUUAAAGGGCAACAAAAAAGGCAGUUUUAAUACAAAUCACAAUCUUUUUGUAUUUUGUUUUCCUUUGCAAGUGGAACACUUAUUUUUAUACAUCUAGAGCAACACAACACUUUCUGUCCUUACAUUGUUGUUUAUAUGAACUCAGCUACUGGGGAUCUGAAUGAACAAAAUCAGCUUUGCUUUCUUUGAAGUGAUGUACUCUUGCAUUAAUAUGAGAACUCCCAAGAAACAAUAUGUUAAAUUGAAAUCUGUUUUUGUGCCAGUAGAGUCUAUUUGAGCUGGCAUGUGACCCAACUAAAUACUGAGAACAACAUCAUCUGCACAUCAUUUAUUUAUGCUGUCACAUAUUCUGUUGCUAUUAUUCUAUUCAACUGACCUAAAGGAACAGUGUGUAACAUUUAGGGGGAUCUCUUGGCAGAAAUGGAAAAUAAUAUUAAUAAGUAGUCAGACUGCUCGUCUGUACCUUUUAACUGACACACACUCCGUUAUGUCAGGUUUUUUCAAUACCGUAGAUAAGCAAAUAUACACGGUAUGAUAACCAUCAAUGUUAAUACCGUUGUAUACCAUGAUGUCCUAAAACCCUGAAAUGAGUUAGCAUUUUAGCACUUCUGGUUCCCUCGUCUGAAAGUCAAUGGGUUUUUUGAAUGAGUUUUUAGUUAGAUGCCUGAAAUAAGGUCUGUGGUUAACAAAAGCUUAAGAAAUAAAUACUCGUAGAGAUAUACAGUAUACUCACGCUCAUGCGACCGUGGUGUAGUUCGUUUAAAGCCUAACGUUGGCUUUUUACCUCUGCUGAUUGCAUUCACACUUCAAAAAUCAUAAAGUGGUGUUGAUUUGACAAAACGUGUAAGUAUCAUAAACAUUUGUUUGCCACAGAUCUUAUUUUCUGCAAUAAUCCAAAACCCAACAGAAAAAUCCCACUGGCUUUUUGUUGAGGGAACCAGGGCGAUGCUAACUUCCUGGCUGAUCAUCCCUGGAGCACUCCCCACUAGAUGCUGCCAGAUCUUACACACUGCACCUUUAACCUUUUAUUUCACACUGUUACUUUAUCGUGAUUGUAGUUAUGAAUCUGUUGAAACAAUAAAUGCAGAAAAGGAACACUACA
Sebastes umbrosus (honeycomb rockfish) is the source of this 3170-nucleotide messenger RNA. It is a transcript of the gene efhb, whose product is annotated as EF-hand domain family, member B. Gene Ontology annotation, molecular function: calcium ion binding. Bases 147 to 1865 code for a protein of 572 amino acids. NCBI's taxonomy places the organism in Eukaryota, Metazoa, Chordata, Actinopteri, Perciformes, Sebastidae. The record is from RefSeq and is a predicted model, not a curated record. The transcript is spliced from 13 exons.